AAUCACUAGAGUCACUAGAGUGACAAGCGAUUCUUGAGUGAAGCUGUACAACAGCCGAUCCCAACUGCCUGGCAAUUAAUUUCCGAUAAUUACGGUGUAUCCCAGGGCAAUAGUGAAUCAGUUAGAAUUUUCGGAAUAAAAACACGUGCGUCCCAUCAUGACGCUCAUAAACAAGAUGGAGGUGGACGAUAAACCUUCCAAGGGUGAGGGUUUCAAGCCGUAUUACAUUACGAAAAUCGAAGAAUUGCAGCUUAUUGUCGCCGAGAAGGGGCAGAACCUCAGGAGAUUACAGGCGCAACGUAAUGAGCUCAAUGCUAAAGUGCGUAUGCUUCGAGAAGAGCUACAACUUCUUCAAGAGCAGGGCUCGUACGUUGGUGAGGUAGUAAAACCAAUGGACAAAAAGAAAGUCCUAGUAAAAGUCCACCCUGAGGGAAAAUUUGUUGUCGACAUUGACAAAAACAUCGACAUAAAUGACGUGACGCCAAACUCACGAGUUGCCCUUCGAAACGAGAGUUACACCCUUCAUAAAAUUCUCCCCAACAAAGUCGAUCCUCUGGUGUCCCUCAUGAUGGUGGAAAAAGUACCAGAUUCGACUUACGAGAUGGUAGGGGGUCUCGACAAGCAAAUAAAGGAGAUUAAGGAGGUUAUUGAGCUGCCAGUGAAGCAUCCUGAGUUAUUCGAUGCACUGGGUAUUGCCCAGCCCAAGGGUGUAUUACUUUAUGGCCCACCAGGUACUGGAAAGACCCUUCUGGCUCGAGCUGUUGCCCAUCACACCGAGUGCACGUUUAUUCGUGUUUCUGGGUCGGAGCUUGUGCAAAAAUUUAUUGGCGAGGGCUCGAGAAUGGUCAGGGAGUUGUUUGUCAUGGCUAGGGAGCACGCACCCUCGAUUAUAUUCAUGGAUGAGAUCGAUUCAAUUGGCAGCUCGAGAAUUGAAUCUGGUUCUGGGGGUGACAGUGAGGUACAACGAACGAUGUUGGAGUUAUUGAAUCAACUCGAUGGCUUCGAGGCCACCAAAAAUAUCAAAGUCAUCAUGGCCACCAACAGAAUCGAUAUCCUCGAUCCAGCGCUACUACGUCCUGGCAGAAUUGAUCGCAAAAUCGAGUUUCCACCACCGAAUGAAGAGGCUAGACUCGAUAUUCUCAAGAUUCAUUCCAGGAAAAUGAAUCUUACCAGGGGAAUUAAUCUCAGGAAAAUCGCUGAACUGAUGCCCGGCGCGUCCGGAGCUGAAGUCAAGGGGGUGUGCACCGAGGCAGGUAUGUACGCACUUCGAGAACGUCGGGUGCAUGUGACCCAGGAAGAUUUCGAGAUGGCCGUUGCCAAAGUUAUGCAGAAGGACUCUGAGAAGAAUAUGUCUAUUAAAAAAUUGUGGAAAUAAUUUUUUUCGUUUCAAUGUAUUGCUAAGGAAUUUAAUAAACACUCUUGCUUAUUUCAGUAA
Molecule: messenger RNA, 1435 nt
Organism: Fopius arisanus
Lineage: Eukaryota; Metazoa; Arthropoda; Insecta; Hymenoptera; Braconidae
Gene: Rpt6
Product: 26S proteasome regulatory subunit Rpt6
Exons: 4
Coding region: 158-1375 (405 amino acids)
Biological process (GO): proteasome-mediated ubiquitin-dependent protein catabolic process
Cellular component (GO): proteasome regulatory particle, base subcomplex
Molecular function (GO): proteasome-activating activity; ATP hydrolysis activity; ATP binding
Source: RefSeq, a predicted model, not a curated record